AUGGGAGACGUUGAAAAGGGAAGGAAGCUCUUUGUCACCAAAUGCUCCCAGUGCCACACGUGUGAGUGGGCCAAGCACAAGAACAGACCCAACCUGUAUGUCCAGUUUGGGCGCAAAAUGGGUCAAGCGGAAGGCUUCAGUAACACUGAUGCAAACAAGAAGAAGGGUAUUACCUGGAAUGAGCAGACCCUGUUUGAAUAUCUGCAUAACCCCAAAACGUACAUCCCUGGCACCAAGAUGAUCUUUGCUGGUAUCAAGAGCAAGACAGAGAGACAAGACUUGAUCGCUUUUCUGAAGAGCAAAACCUCCUGCUAAGAGCUGUGUCU
This is a messenger RNA of Bufo gargarizans (Asiatic toad), 326 nucleotides long. Its product is annotated as cytochrome c-like. Gene Ontology annotation, biological process: mitochondrial electron transport, ubiquinol to cytochrome c; mitochondrial electron transport, cytochrome c to oxygen. Gene Ontology annotation, cellular component: mitochondrial intermembrane space. Gene Ontology annotation, molecular function: heme binding; electron transfer activity. The record is from RefSeq and is a predicted model, not a curated record. NCBI's taxonomy places the organism in Eukaryota, Metazoa, Chordata, Amphibia, Anura, Bufonidae. The transcript has a single exon. The coding region runs from base 1 to 315 and encodes 104 amino acids.